Messenger RNA from Macaca mulatta (Rhesus monkey), 3844 nucleotides. The record is from RefSeq and is a predicted model, not a curated record. NCBI's taxonomy places the organism in Eukaryota, Metazoa, Chordata, Mammalia, Primates, Cercopithecidae.
GAUCCGCCCGUCUCGGCCUCCCAAAGUGCUGGGAUUACAGGCUUGAGCCACCGCGCCCGGCCAACCCACAGGGCUUUAAUCCAGGUGCCCUUGUCUCCUACCCUUGCUGCCAUCCCAGUGUCUCCAGGGAGUAAGUAGAAAUAAAGAUCCGAUCUCACGUCUUGGGCAUUUUCCCCUCCCCUGAAAGCCCAUAAUCACUUAGCACAGUCAGAGCUUAAGGCGCCAGGCUCCAAAGAAGAUUAAAGGAACAGUUUGUGGGCAGGAAUACCCUCCUCUGAGUUCAAUCAUCUUGCACUCUAAGAAUCACCACCAUGGCCCUUGUGCCAGGGAGAAGCAAGGAGGAUGGGCUUUGGACUACAAAUAGCCCAGGCUCCUCCCAGCAUCCAGAUCCCAGGCUGCCCAACCCUCUCUGGGACAGAGGAAAAGUUGGCAAGGUUGAAGGUCACUGGCAUAUUCAGGAUACUUCCCCACCCUGUGUCUGGCAGCUGGCUUACCCUCCAAUCUGGCCCAACCUCCUUGCUGUCCCUAUUCAGGAUUUCUCUCAAAAGUCCCAUCUGCUGUCUAUUGUGGUGGAAGCCUCUGAGGUGAAUGAAGAGAGUGGGGAUCUCCAUUGGCCCCAUGAGGAGCUGCUGCUGCUCACUGAUGGUGAGGAAGAGGAUGCUGAGGCCUUCCUCCAAGACCAAAGUGAAGAGCCAGGCUGGGCUUGGAGCCCCAGAACACUUAACGCUGGACUUAGCUGGGCAGACCAGGAUGAUGAAGAUGCUUGUUGGAUUCUUGAGGACACUAAGUGUCUGGAAGCCACCAACCACUGUCCCUUCUGGGACUCAGCAACAGGCUCCUGUGUUUGUUGAAGUGGCUUUGUGGAAUAUUCUUGUCUCCUGCCUCCUAAUAGCUUUGAGGGUAACCAUUGUUCCCUCCCUCUCAAACAUCUCAUCCAGGUUUAUGAAGCUCCUUAUACCCAUCCUCUCACAAUCUACUUUUACAGGUGAGAAAAAUGAGGCUUACAGUUUAGGCCACUAGAUUAUACAAGUCAGUUGGCGCCGGAGUUUGGAUUCAGUUCCUGUCUGCUGCUUUUAGGAGCUCCAGUUAGUUGAAACUGGGGAAAGACCCACUUUUACCUUCUCUUUUCAGCAUUCAUCUUGUGCUAAAUACUGCACACAUCAUUGUAUGCAAUCUCUGUAACCCCAGAUUAUUCCCACUCUGCAGAUGAGUAAACUGGGGAACAGAAACAUUCAGCAAUAUGGUACCCAGCUAGUAAAUGUGGAAGCCAGGACUCACUUUGCAGCCAGAUAGCUUGCAAAGACAAUAGUUCUUCAGCCCUCUCCUUGCCCACAGAAAUACUAGGGUUAGGACUACUAAAAUGUCUUUAAUGACAGCCUUGAAUCAAGUAAGCAAAGUAGGUGAUGCCCCUGAAAGGGCCUAGCUCCUGCACAGUCACAGCCCAGCCAUGGGACCCUUGUUCCAGGCAGGGCAGUCGCACAUCAGGGUCCUCAUCCGAGAACUGAAUUAGGGUCCCCUGAGGGUUUAGAACCCGCAAGCAUUCUGAUAGCAGCUGGUAAGCCCUAGGCAGACCUCCCCUGGCAACAGCAUCCCAGGUGCCCUUGUCCAGCAGUAGUUGGAAAGAGCCUGAAGAAGCCACAGACCCCAGGUUCUGGGCAUCGGCCUGCAUGAAGUGGAGGCUGGAGGCAGGGUGCCCAGGGCAUAGAGGUGUUCGGCCUUGGCCACCCUCCAGGAGGCUGUUCAUGUAGGCCACAGCCACAGGAGAAAAGUCCACCCCUAACACAUCCACUGGGUGUGGAGAUUUGGUGUAGAGGCCUGUACAUAGGCUGGAGGUCCCACAGCCCACAUCCAGCACCCGCAGAGGAAUGGCAGCCCGUGCCUCCUGCAGCAACGGUAGUAGGAGCCCCUGGACUUCCUCGUAUCCAAAGAACCAGUCGAAGGUGGGGACAGUGCCCAAACGGGGCUGGGCAUGCAGCCGAUCCCAGAGACAGCGGUCCGCCAGGCAGCUACCAGCCAGUGAGUCUGUGGGCACGGUUGGAGGGUGUCACUCGGUCUAUCUCGCCACUGCAAAAACGGCGCAUAUACACACUGGGGUCUUUUUUUUUUUUUAAGACAGGGUCUCACUCUGUAACCCAGGGUGGAGUGCAGUGGCACAAUCAUGGCUCACUGAAGCCUCCCCUUCCUGGGCUCAGGUGAUCCUCCCACGUCAGUCUCCUGAGUAGCUAGUACUCCAGGCGCCAUCAUGCCCGGUUAAUUUUUUUGUAGACGGGGGUCUCGCUAUGUUAUCCUAGGCUGGUCUCGAACUCCUCGGCCAAGCGAUCUGCCCACCUCAGACUGGCAAAGUGUUAGGAUAUCAGCCGUGAGCCACCGCAGGGUCUGAGAACCACAAUUUCAGGGACUACACUCCUGAGUCACGAGGAACCCACCCUGCCCUCCCUACUCUGCCCCCACCUCCCUACCCGGAAAGGGGCGGCACGUCCCCAUCAUCAGGCUCGGCAAGUGGAGCAUUCGACGCAGCGCAGCCAUCUGGAGCUUCGUUAAGUUCGAUCAGAGAACCUUGUGUGAAGCGUCCACCCUACUCCAUCCAGAGGCCCGAGGUCCAGGGGAAGAUCUGCAAAUUCCGCGUAGCGAAAGGCAGCAUACAGCUUCCCCAAAUUCUGCAGUCUCGGGAAAAAGAACGCGGACACAGACUGACUAUGGUAGGAACGGCCUUUAUUGGCUGCAGCGGUAAGUGGAAGAGGGGAUACAGCGUCCGCAGACCUGAAAUCAAAUGAGAACAUGUGAGCAACCCCAUGGAGGAGCCAGCUGGAUCUCGGUUGUGCCGGUCCGAGAUUCCCGGUGUCCCGGCGCUUGAGGAUAGAACCAGCGGAUGGGAAGCCGCCGGCACCGAAGACAGGACGCCGAGGGGGCCAGAGCCCUUUCCCUCUUCCUCCGCACAUUACGGGGAGCGGUACCACAAGCCCGAUCCCCGCCAAGAAAAGGAGGAUCCUGAGGCCUAGCUCAGAGCCUUCCGCCCGACACCCAUGCCACUCCCGGCCGCCCAAUCCUGCUACUACACAGAAACCUCACCUACUCGCUCACCUCCCUCCGAAAGGUCUUGCGCACUGCGGAGCUCCUUUAUAUAGGCCAAGGACCCGCCCCCGAAUUGCGAUUGGCCCGCGGAAGGCCGGGGCGGAGCCACGCGGAUCCCGCGCUGAGCGGAAGUACGGACAGUGAACUGGCGUGGCAUCGCAGCUAUGGGAGCUCCCGGGGGAAAGAUCAACCGGCCCCGAACGUAGGAGCUGAAGAAGAAGCUGUUCAAACGCCGGCGGGUGCUGAAUCGGGAGCGGCGUCUGAGGCACCGGGUGGUCGGGGCUGUGAUAGACCAAGGGCUGAUCACGCGGCACCACCUCAAAAAGCGGGCGUCCAGCGCACGUGCCAACAUUACUCUGUCAGGGAAGAAGCGCAGAAAACUCCUCCAGCAGAUCCGGCUUGCCCAGAAAGAGAAGGCAGCCAUGGAAGUGGAAGCCCCUUCAAAACCAGCCAGGACUAGUGAACCACGGCUCAAAAGGCAAAAGAAGACAAAAGCUCCCCAGGAUGUAGAAAUGAAGGACCUUGAAGAUGAGAGCUAAACCUCUUCCAGUAGAAGAUUCUCAACUGGAGCCAGCCUUCAGACUCAGUGGUUGUUUUAGAGGACGUUGACAAAAGCAGUGCCCCUUUUCACUCUCCAGAUUUCCUCCUACCUAAUGGCCUACUGACCUCCCCUACAGGGAUGUCUUUGGGAGGGAAGAAGGUACAGAAGAAAGAUUGGAGAAGGGCCUCUCUAGCAGUCAACUCCAUUUGUAAUAAAGCCCUAGCACUCUGA